Molecule: messenger RNA, 828 nt
Organism: Nymphaea colorata (pocket water lily)
Lineage: Eukaryota; Viridiplantae; Streptophyta; Magnoliopsida; Nymphaeales; Nymphaeaceae
Product: transcription factor bHLH95
Exons: 4
Coding region: 1-828 (275 amino acids)
Biological process (GO): regulation of DNA-templated transcription; endosperm development
Molecular function (GO): DNA-binding transcription factor activity; protein dimerization activity
Source: RefSeq, a predicted model, not a curated record
AUGUCGGAUCCAGACCUCAACUCGGACCUGCUCCUCUGGGAUCUGCAACAGUGGGGGGACUGCACCCUUGAUUCUCCAUGCGGAGAGAUAGCCAAGCCCAUGCCUCCCCUCUCCAACUCCAACAGCACGGCGACCCCAGAGUUUCAUGGCUCCCCGGCACCGGAGAAGCUGUUCCUAAAGCGGACCGGCAGUGAGGUCCGGCCAAAGGAAUCAGCAGUGAAGAGGAUCAAAUGCUCCAAGCCACCGGUAAGCGGGUCCGAGCAUGAGGUCCACAUCUUCACAGAGAGGGAGAGGAGGAAGAAGAUGAGGAGCAUGUUCUCCAAUCUUCAUGCCCUUCUUCCUCACUUGCCACCAAAGGUUGAUAAGUCCACAAUUGUAGACGAGGCCGUGGCGUACAUAAAGCAGUUGCAGAAAACUUUACAAGAACUGGAGAAGAAAAAGCAAGAGAUGGGGAGAGAGGUGUUCCUUGCCGAUCAGGGUUCGUGUUCGACGUAUCAAAAUGGCAGAGGAGCAGUGAACUUCUCUCAAUUUCCUUGCUCUUUCCAAACAUGGACGUCGCCAAACGUGGUGUUGAACAUAUGUGGAGAAGAUGCUCAAAUUGGAAUCUGCUCGACCUGGAAACCAGGCCUAUUACCAUCCAUCUUGUACAUCUUUGAGAAGCACAAACUAGAGGUUGUGUCCGCUCACGUCUCCUCAGAGAACUGCAAAUGCAUGUACAUGUUCCACACACACGCAACGGAUGCUUCAAACCAAAUUCAAGAUGCAACUACAGUAGAGGAGAAAUUCAAAGUAGCAGUGGGGGAGAUGAUCCUGUGUUUGUCAUCGUGA